This is a messenger RNA of Dreissena polymorpha, 3052 nucleotides long. RefSeq names its product pendrin-like. Gene Ontology annotation, biological process: transmembrane transport. Gene Ontology annotation, molecular function: bicarbonate transmembrane transporter activity; sulfate transmembrane transporter activity; chloride transmembrane transporter activity. The record is from RefSeq and is a predicted model, not a curated record. Gene Ontology annotation, cellular component: membrane. Lineage: Eukaryota; Metazoa; Mollusca; Bivalvia; Myida; Dreissenidae. The transcript has 17 exons. The coding region runs from base 1 to 2175 and encodes 724 amino acids.
AUGCCAUCGAGUCUUUCCGAGCCCCGGAAAACGGUCGAGUUUCGUGAGGUUUACCGGAAUAACAAGCCGACGGACAAAUCGGUGCUACAGCGACUAUGCACGUGGAACAAGCGGCGCUUUACCAACAUUUUGCUGACCACGUUUCCGUUUUACCGGAUAAUGCUCAAGUACCAGUGGAAGACGGAACUUCUGGCUGACGUAGUCUGCGGAAUUACGGUCGGGAUUAUGCAGUUUCCUUCCGGUAUGGCGUACGCGAUGUUGGCCGAGUUGCCUCCCGUUGUUGGCCUGUACGUCUCGUUCUUUCCCGUACUCAUCUACUUCUUCUUCGGAACGUCCAGACACUGCGCAAUUGGCACGGCGGCUGUGGUGGGACUCUUAGUGGGCUCCGUCAUGGCCCGGUUCUACACCGUCGCGGCGGCAGUUGCCGGCGGCCCUGCUAACGCCACUCUGGAUGCCAAUGUGACGGUUGUCAACACGGCUGUAUCGUCGACGGGGGUCACUGACGAGUUCAAAAUUGGCAUCGCCAUGUCGCUCACGUUCCUCGUCGGCUUUGUACAAAUCAUCAUGGGUGUUUGUCGCCUCGGUUUUGUGACCACGUACAUGUCCGACCCUCUGAUUGCCGGCUUCACCUCUGGCGUCGCUAUCCACGUGGGGACCAGCCAGAUCAAGCACCUGCUCGGACUGAAGCUGCCGAGAACGGACGGAAACUUCCAAGUCAUAAAUACAUGGAAGUACAUCUUCCUGAACAUCCACAACACGAACCACGUUCCUGUCAUCAUAUCCGCUAUUUGCAUUGUGGUCCUUUACCUGGUCAAAGCCCAGGUCAAUGAGAGGUUCAAGAAGAAGCUCCCGGUCCCCAUUCCAAUUGAAAUCGUCGUGGUUGUGCUUGGUACAGUUGCUUCCCAUUUUGGAAAAUUCAACGAGAAGUACAAUGUUGUAAUCGUCGGUAAAAUUCCCAGUGGUUUCCCGGUACCCAGUGUCCCGACCUUCCACGGUGUAGACGUGUAUUUUACGGAAAUAAUCGUCAUCGCUAUCAUCUCCUUCGCCCAGUCGGUCUCUUUGGCAGCUAUUAUGGCAAAGAGAAACCAAUACACGAUAAACUCGAAUCAGGAAUUAAUUGCCUACGGCAUCAGUAAUGUGUUCGCCUCGUUUUUCUCAUGCUUCCCAUUAGCCGCCUCCGUCUCUGGUUCAUCGGUGCAAGAAUCCGCUGGCGGAAAAACGCAGGUUGCAAGUCUAUUUUCUGCCGCGCUGGUGAUGAUAGUUAUCUUGGUGCUUGGUCAGCUCUUCACUAACCUUCCAAAUUGUGUAUUGUCAGCAAUUAUUGUUGUGGCCAUCCGAGGGUUGGUCUUGCAGCUGCUGGAGCUACCAAAAGUCUGGAAAACAUCCAAAUACGACCUCUUCAUCUGGGUGGUGACAUUUCUAAUCACGACCCUUGUGCAUGUGGACAUGGGGCUCCUGAUCGGCAAUGUGUUUUCCUUUUUCACAGUGGUACUGAGAACACAGGUAGGCAAACCCGUGCACUUGGCAAAGGUAUCCGACGAAAAGCUGUACAGAGACCCCAAGUACUACAUCCGGACAAUGGUGCAUAACACGAUCAAGGUGAUCGGCUACCACUUCCCUAUCUACUACGCGAACGGGGAACUUUUCACGAGCGAAGUGUAUCGUCUAGCAAGCAUCAAGCCAGAGGCCUUGAAAAAGCACAUCCGGCGAUCGAACAUGGCCAGCAGUAGCAGUUUGUCAAGCAUGAACAGCGUGAAAACUAACGUCUCGACUGCAAGCACCGAUAGGCCAGAAAGCGUCAUUGAAGUGGAUCACGCUUUCCCCGUCGUUGAUCCCCAGAAUAUAUAUCCGAUGGUGUUCAAGUACCCUCUGUCUCACAUCAUCCUGGACCUGUCCGGGGUCUCUUUCGUUGACACUGUUGGCUGCAAAGUUAUCAAAAACAUUAUUUCGGAAUACGCUGCUGUUGAUGUUAAAGUGUGGAUGGCCAAUGUUUCUGACGACAUCUGGAAUAUUUUCGAAGAAUUGGAGAUAGUGCCGGCUUACAAGGACAGUAUCUUCCUCACGAUAGAUGACGCGGUCAAGGCUGCUUGUGAAGAGGUUGAGAAUCACAACGUCAAUGACAAGCUGGACGAGGCAAAGACAAUAAGCGAAAAAAUCUAUGACGUGCGAUUGUGAUGGAGUUCUUGUGUUAAUUUUAACACUUAUCUUAUUACGUGUGGACACUUAAAGAAUUACAUAAAUUUAUUGAUGUGUGGUAAUUUGCAUAAUUACUUAUGUAAAUAAUUCCAAAUAUGCAUGUAUGUUGUUCAUAACACGUUUUUAGUUUUGUUUGAAAGAGUUUUUACAACCAAUUAAGUUGAACGCUUAGUUUGAAGUUUGAUAUUUGAUGUAUAUUCAUAUUCAUAUCAUUGGCAAAAAAGCAUCGUUUGUGAUCACCGCUCAUACAAUUAUGUUUAUACGGAUUCAUAAUGUUCGGUGAAAUUGACAUUACAUUGACGUGCGUAUAUGACGUUAUACUUUCUUAUGUAUAAUUGUAUAAUACAAAAGAUAAACUUCGCGAGCCUAAGCAUGGCGAACCACUAGUAUUAAGCAUAUAUCAAAGUGCAUUUAAGCGAAAUAUAUACUAGUACUACUACAAGAUCUCGUAUACCAACCCAAGCUCAGGACUUACCGGCAAAUUAAACAUGAACUUGGUUGUGAAAAUUAUGUGUCUAUGCAACUACCAAAGCAUUUGAGAUCUUACAUUGCUCAAAUAAGAACAGGUACCUUACCGCUGCGGAUUGUAACCGGGCGGGUUAGAAACUUAAAGAUCGAAGAAAGACUCUGCCUUCUGUGUAAAGAACCCAAUAAGGUCGAAACAGAAUACCAUUUCUUAUUUGAAUGUCCUUUGUACCUUUUUUAAGAUUAUUAUUUUAUAACUGUAUAUCAAAUAUUAAACCAAACAUAACUACCAUCCCGUAUACAUAUAUAUAUACAUAUCGUAUUAUUGCUGUAAAUACCAAUGAUAUUUAUGUACAAUGCGUCACUUUAAUAAAAAAAUAUACAACUACUA